Molecule: messenger RNA, 318 nt
Organism: Leptidea sinapis
Lineage: Eukaryota; Metazoa; Arthropoda; Insecta; Lepidoptera; Pieridae
Gene: RpS29
Product: 40S ribosomal protein S29
Exons: 3
Coding region: 108-278 (56 amino acids)
Biological process (GO): translation
Cellular component (GO): ribosome; cytosolic small ribosomal subunit
Molecular function (GO): structural constituent of ribosome; zinc ion binding
Source: RefSeq, a predicted model, not a curated record
ACAUGAUAUGUCAUUUCUUUUAAAAUCGAGUGCACGCCAUUUUAGUCGUGUUUCGUGUUUUUCGUGCAAGAAAAUUGCAUUAGAAAGGAAACUACAACAAAUAUACAAUGGGUCAUGCUAAUAUCUGGUAUUCUCACCCCCGAAAAUAUGGCCAAGGAUCUAGGUCAUGCCGCGCCUGUUCCAAUAAACAUGGCCUUAUCCGCAAGUAUGGAUUGAACAUUUGCCGACAGUGUUUCAGGGAGUACGCACACGACAUCGGAUUCAAGAAGCUGGACUAAAUGUAUGGAAAUAGGUAUAAAUAAAUCUUAACAUCCAUAA